AGGGAGGAGGGGCGCGUGCGCGCGCGGGGGAUGUCGGCCACGUGCGCCGUGUCCCGGAAAGCGCCGGCGCCGCUGUCCCGGGGCGAGGGGGAUCCGCCGACCAAAGUGAUGCGCAGGGGGCUGCGGAGAGGCCACGAGGAGGAGCGGGAGCAGCUGCCGUGGCCAGGAGAGAGCGCGUGCGGCCGGGGCACGGAGCCCGAGGGGGAGCAGGCGGCCCCGCUCAGGGACGAGCGGCGGAGGCGGCGGCCGCUGGAGCCGAGGGCGCUGGCGGCGGCGGCGGCCAGGGAGGAGGAGGAGGAACGUCUGGAGCGGGAGCAUUUCCGGAGGAUCAUCAACGCCUUCCGAUAUUACGGAACGAAUAUGCAUGAACGAGUGAACAGAACAGAGAGGCAGUUUAAGUCUCUCCCACCUAACCAACAGAGUCUUCUUCCUCAAUUUCUUCCACACCUUGACAAGAUUCGGAAGUGCAUUGAUCAUAAUCAAGAGAUACUACAGACCAUUGUGAAUGACUGCGUUCAUAUGUUUGAAAAUAAAGAAUAUGGAGAAGACGGAAGCGGGAAGAUUACACCAGCUUCAACAUUUGACAUGGAUAAAUUAAAGUCCACAUUGAAACAAUUUGUGAGAGACUGGAGUGAAGAGGGAAAGUCUGAGAGAGAUUCCUGCUACCAGCCAAUCAUUAGUGAAAUUGUAAAGAACUUUCCAAAAGAAAGAUGGGAUUUCUCCAAAGUUAAUAUCCUGGUACCUGGUGCUGGGCUAGGUAGAUUGGCGUGGGAAAUAGCUAUGCUCGGUUAUGCUUGCCAAGGAAAUGAAUGGAGCCUCUUUAUGCUCUUUUCUUCUAACUUUGUACUCAACAGAUGCUCUGAAAUUAACUCAUGUAAGCUUUAUCCCUGGAUUCAUCAAUUUAGCAAUAACAGAAGAUCUGCUGAUCAGAUACGACCAAUUUAUUUCCCAGAUGUUGAUCCUCACAGUCUUCCUUCUGGUUCAAACUUCUCUAUGACCGCAGGGGAUUUUCAAGAAAUUUAUUCUGAGUGCAAUACGUGGGACUGUGUAGCAACUUGCUUUUUCAUAGAUACAGCACAUAAUGUUAUUGAUUACAUUGAUACUAUAUGGAAAAUACUAAAGCCUGGAGGAAUAUGGAUAAAUGUAGGUCCUCUCCUUUACCAUUUUGAAAACUUGGGAAAUGAACUUUCUAUAGAAUUAAGCUAUGAGGAUAUAAAAAAUGUUAUCCUACAAUAUGGAUUCCAUAUAGAGGUGGAGAAAGAAUCUGUACUGUCAACUUACACUGUGAAUGAACUCUCCAUGAUGAAAUACUACUAUGAAUGCGUGUUGUUUGUGGUGAGAAAACCAGAAUAGUAGUGGUCUGAAUAGGUUAAUGAGAAAAAAACUGUUGGCUUGAAAGCUAGAAAUGAGGGUAAAAUGGUCUGGGUGAUGUAUGAACACAAUCUCACAUAGUGGUGCCUUCUUAUUCCUAAGAGGAUAUAGAUAGUGUCUAUUUUCUUAAUAUCUCUAUUGCUGUUCGGACAUACACUAUGCCAUGCAUAUUUGUAAUAUACUUGUGAAGGUGGAGGAUGUAAUGUUCACAUACACUGUCAUUGUGCUUUGGAGUGCAUUAGAAAUAAAAGCAAAAAUGUUUCUUGAGAACAAAAUUAAAUGUUUGCCAUAAGUAGGCUAAUUCUCUGCAUAUGCUGCCUAAUAUUUCAUAGAUUUAUAGUGAUUUUUUUCUAUUAUCUGAUAUUAGGAGUGCAUGUAGGUGCUUACUGUAUUAUCUGUGUCAUGUUUAGAGAAGUAUUUUUAAAUGUAUACUUAAAUUAUGAAGUCUGAAAUGGUUGGAAAGUGGUAAAAUUAUUCUUGACCGAUAAAAUAGCCAUCAAAACUGGUAGAGCAUUUUCUGUGGAACUGAAAUGAAGUCGAUUAUUGUAUAAAUGCUAAUCUUUGACUGUACCACUGUUAACAGUUUAAUUAAAAUACAGAGCCUGUGGGCAAUUUGAAAUACUAUGUGAAAGCAGAAUACUGAGUGAAGAAAAAGCAGUGUGUCACAGAGAAGCAGUAUGAUAACCUCAGUUGAGGAAUACUACCAAUUUUGAUUGAGCUUUGUGUUGAAACUGAACUGUGUUAGAUGCUUUGCCAUCUUGUAAUACAUUGAUUUUGUCAUCUGUCGUCUUAAGCUAAAACUUCCAAAGUUGAUAAACAUAGCUGAGUUAUCCAUGCCAUGUGUAGGUAGUACAACAUAAAAACAUCUGUUGGCAGUGAAGCUAUGAGAAAUAAAAUGCAUUUUUUUUAUUACAAAACAAAAUUAUAGGCACAUCGUGAAGUUGUAAGGUAUGCAGUUCCAAACUGGACUGGGUACCAGGGUUCUUUUGCAGCCAGGAUAAGGGAAAUAUAAAGUUCCUAAAAAUUAAAAU
Molecule: messenger RNA, 2402 nt
Organism: Chiroxiphia lanceolata (lance-tailed manakin)
Lineage: Eukaryota; Metazoa; Chordata; Aves; Passeriformes; Pipridae
Gene: CARNMT1
Product: carnosine N-methyltransferase 1
Exons: 8
Coding region: 31-1353 (440 amino acids)
Molecular function (GO): S-adenosylmethionine-dependent methyltransferase activity
Source: RefSeq, a predicted model, not a curated record